This is a messenger RNA of Xiphophorus couchianus (Monterrey platyfish), 1470 nucleotides long. RefSeq lists its product as uncharacterized. The record is from RefSeq and is a predicted model, not a curated record. The transcript has 2 exons. Lineage: Eukaryota; Metazoa; Chordata; Actinopteri; Cyprinodontiformes; Poeciliidae. The coding region runs from base 61 to 1224 and encodes 387 amino acids.
GAGAUCCCGACUUAUUAUCUCGAGAUCCCGACAUCAGUACAUAACGACCUAAUCACAGUGAUGGAGGACACCCACCCAUGGGGUAGAUAUAUAGAUUUUUAUUUCGAGCUUGGGCUUGAGUAUAAACACAUUAAAUCAGUGCUUGACAGCAGACAUGGAUUUAGUAUUAGUGAGAGACAUCUGAAGAGAGUUUUCAGAGCGCGGGGACUCAUUCGGCGCAAGUCCUUUUCCGACUUGGCAGUUUUGGUAGAAUUCAUUAAUAACCAGCUACAGUCCUCUGGACAGCUUCACGGUUACCGAUGGAUGUACGCUAAAUGCAGAGAGCAUGGACUUCGUGUGAGAAAAGAAGAUGUGCGCUUUGUGUUGAAGGAAUUGGAUCCCCAAGGGGUGGCACUGAGGCAGGCAAGACGUCUCAGACGGAGAAAUUACUUUUCAAAGGGACCAAACUUCAUCUGGCACAUGGACUCCUACGACAAACUUAAACCAUAUGGAAUAUGCAUCAACGCAAGUAUUGAUGGGUUUUCAAGAAAAAUAAUCUGGCUUAAUGCUUACACAACAAGUAGUAAUCCAAAGGUGAUCGGGGGGUAUUACAUCGAAGCGGUGCAGCGUUUAAAUGGCUGCCCUAGAGUUGUACGUGGUGAUCUUGGAACCGAAAAUGGCCAUGUGAGAAGUUUCCAGCGUUUCCUUGUACCAACGGAACCAAACGAGACCCUUGACAGUUACCUGGAAGGAGCAAGUACAGCUAAUCAAAGAAUUGAAUAUUGGUGGCGUUUCCUUCGUAACCAGUGUGUGGAGUUCUGGUUGUCCCUUUUUGGAGACAUCAGAGACAACGGUUACUUUGAUGGUGGAUUUUUAGACAAAAACCUUCUUCAGUUUUGCUGCAUGGGGAUCAUACAGGAUGAGCUGGAUGAUACUGCCCAGGUUUGGAAUGCACACUCCAUCAGGCCAUCAAACAACAGAAAUGUCCCCAGUGGUCGACCCAAUGUGAUGUAUGCAUUACCUGAGCUCUACAGGACAAGAGACUUUCUUUGCCUUGUUGAAGAGGAACAUGUUGAAGUAUGCAAAAAUGAGUGCAUUUCUCGACUGACCAAACCAUGUGAUCCAGAUGUCUUUGACCUCUGCAACAUCCUUAUGGCAGAGUCCCAUCUGACCUUACCCACAGACGCUUACCAGGCUUUGAACUUGUAUAUGCAUCUAAGAGAGGCAAUCAUUGCAUCACUUUAAAAUGUGCUGACUGCAAGCAAGAACAUUUUUCAGCACCUUUACAAGCCCACUUAGAAUGGCAUGCAGAUGUAAACAAACUGUGUUUCUUUUCUUUCAAAAGUAUUUCAUUAUGUUCUCUAGAAGGGACAAUGAAGAAAUGUAUUGUUCAUUUGAGUUUCAUGAACUGCCAGUUUAUUCAACUGCUUCUAACCAUUUUGUAAAUAUGCAAUAUCUGUUUCAGAUGAAAAUAAACUCUGUGAAAGCAAA